This is a messenger RNA of Nicotiana attenuata, 1854 nucleotides long. RefSeq lists its product as uncharacterized. The record is from RefSeq and is a predicted model, not a curated record. Lineage: Eukaryota; Viridiplantae; Streptophyta; Magnoliopsida; Solanales; Solanaceae. The transcript has 2 exons. The coding region runs from base 1 to 1854 and encodes 617 amino acids.
AUGGGUAAAUCGUUCGCUGAAGCCAUCAAGAUUGGCGAAAUGGUUAAAAAUGGGUUGAAAACGGGUCAAAUUCUAAGCCAAUCCGCUAUUAGAGCUACCUCCCAAGCCAUUCAGGGUGGGACUGGAGGAGUAGCUAAGGGCAAGAAAAAGGAAGAAACAUCCAUGGCAGCGUCGGGUGCAAGAAAACACCGUACUCCCAGAUCCCUUUUCUCAGAAAGGACCCCGCAGCACUAUUACCCCCACCAAGACAUGUCCUAUGCUCCUCAGCCAUACACGGUCAUGAAUGCUCAACCUUAUGUUCGGCCACAACAACAAGCCAACCGGAACCAAGCUUCAUUCCCUAGAAACCAGCCUCCUUACCAAACCCACUACAACCCCCGGCCUCCACAAAACAAUUUCCACCCUCGUGAGCCACCCAAGAGGCCAAAUUUCACUCUCAUCGGUGAAUCCUACUCCAGUCUGUUCCCAAAGCUUGUUCAAAUGGGUCUGCUACAGCCUGUUCCUCAAACCAGGCAAAACCCGGCAUCACCCGCUUACAGAGCUGGUGCCCGAUGCGCCUAUCACUCGGGGGCAGAAGGGCACGACGCCGAUGAUUGCUGGACUCUGAAGAGAGCCGUGGAGAACUUGAUAGAACAAAGGAAGAUAGUGCUAAGGGAUGAAGAUAUUCCUAAUGUGACUAACAACCCACUGCCGGCCCACAACAAUGGGCCGGUAAUCGGAAUGAUUUGUGAGGACAAGGAAUUUGACCCGGUGUUGAAGGCCAUCAUUGCCAUCGCUGAUGUAGAAAAGAAACCAAAAGCUGCUCCGAAGAGAUUCCAGCUAAACAAGACAGCCCAAAUGUAUGUGCCGAAGGGGACUUACAUGAUGUGGGGGCCAAUAAAUCCACCAAGGCUGAGUGAGCCCGUGGUUAUUGGCCGCGCACCACAAAAGCCCAUGACAGAUCCCACCGUUGUACCCUGGAAUUACAACAAAUCAGUGGUGACUUACAAGGGCAAAAAAAUCUCAGGAGAAGUUCAAGAAAAUCACCCGGCUGAAAAGUAUCUCAAUUUGGAAGAGAACAAUGCCACUAGAAAGCGCUUCCCAUCAAAGAAGCCAGUGAAUGCCGAAGAAGCAGAGGUUUUCUUUCAAAAGAUGAAAAUGGCGGAUUAUGAGGUGAUUGACCAGCUUCGAAAGUUUCCCGAACAAGUCUCUCUGUUAUCUCUGUUGAUGAACUCCACCGAACAUCAAAGGGUAUUGAUCAAGACCCUUAACGAAGCAUAUGUGCCUGUUGAGACCACUAUAGAGCAGUUGGAGAGAAUGGCAGAAAGAUUUUUUGCAGUUAACCAGAUCUCCUUCAGCAAAAAUGAUUUGCCCCCAGAAGGGACCGCACAUAACAAAGCCCUGCACUUGACAGUCAAAUGCGAAGGGUACUACAUGAAAAGGGUUAUGUUGGACGGAGGCUUUGGGGUAGAUAUUUGCCCACUCUCAACUCCGCAGCGCAUGGAAAUUGGUACCGAGAGAAUCCGGCCCAACAAUGUCUGUGUACGUGCUUUCGAUGGUGUCAAAAGGGACACAAUUGGAGAGAUUGAUCUGAUCCUAACCAUCGGCCCAGUAGACUUCGAAGUAACCUUCCAGGUUUUGGACAUGGACACUUCUUACAACUUUCUUUUGGGAAGGUCGUGGAUACAUGUAGCGGGGGAUGUACCUUCUACUCUCCACCAGAUGGUGAAGUUCGAGCAUGAGGAUCAAGAGAUUGUGGUCCAUGGGGAAGAUGAGCAAUCUAUUUAUCAGGACCCGUCAGUCCCGUGUCUUGAAGCAAGAGAGGGGAGUGAGCACAUAGCCUAUCAGGCUUUUGAGAUUGUGGUUGCGGACUAG